Cyanidioschyzon merolae strain 10D is the source of this 672-nucleotide messenger RNA. RefSeq lists its product as hypothetical. The record is from RefSeq and is a predicted model, not a curated record. The coding region runs from base 1 to 672 and encodes 223 amino acids. The transcript has a single exon. Lineage: Eukaryota; Rhodophyta; Bangiophyceae; Cyanidiales; Cyanidiaceae.
AUGUUUGUCACUGGCUUGAAUAGGCUGAGGCUUGAAGAACGCACAAGAUCUAGUGGGUGCACACAUACUGCACUACAUUGUGCGGCAGUGUACCGUGAUCUCGUUCAUGGGACGCGUUUGCUGCCCUGGAACAGCGCGUCGCUGGCUGCCGCACGCCCUGUUCGAAGGCGUGCGCGCACGGGAAGCGUUGUGCGCAUGGCAACGCAAGCUCCCGGACGGUUGACGGUUGACCAAGCUGCAGGAAAGUUUCCUCGUCUUGUGGAGUUUUUGGAAGCAUGCAAGGAGUUAGGCGAAUUGCGUUUUAUCGCGACGAACGCGGCGGUUGUGCUUGAGUCGACCGCAACCCUCGAGAAACUCUUCUACGCUGAGGUGCCACGCCGAGGCCUCUACGCCAACGUCGUCGACUUAUCGAUCAACAUGGAUCUACACAUUCUUCUCAGCGGCGUUCGUGCGGCGCGUUUUGAACAGGGCGUCAGUCGGGGUGAUCCCUCGACACCGACAUACAUCAUUCGCUUGCUCGGGCACGAGAAGGCAGGCGAGGAGGUGGUACUGAGUAUGUUUCUCAGUCCGGUUGGUGAUGUCUCAUCGGAAAGAGCGGCAGUAUGGGAACAACUUCGGACGCGCUUUGCCUCGGCCGAUGGUACAGCAGCAGCUAAUACGUGCGUCUUUUAG